GUGGGACGGUGCAGGCGCAGAGGAUUGGGUUUGGCUGGACUCGAUUUAAAGAGACAGAAGCUGUCGGGGUCCAAGAAGACGGUACCCACGACCCUCCCCCCAAGUCCUUGGGACCACUUGGGUCCCCAAAGCUGGGGAGAUGGUUUGCGGAGGCUUUGCCUGCUCCAAGAAUGCGCUGUGCGCGCUCAACGUAGUCUACAUGCUGGUAGGCUUGUUGCUCAUUGGAGUGGCUGCUUGGGCUAGGGGCCUGGGUCUGGUGUCCAGCAUCCACAUCAUCGGAGGAGUCAUCGUUGUGGGAGUCUUCCUUCUUCUCAUCGCGGUGGCUGGACUGGUGGGUGCUGUCAACCACCACCAAGUACUGCUGUUCUUUUACAUGAUCAUCCUUGGUUUGGUCUUCAUCUUCCAGUUUGGAAUCUCUUGCUCAUGUCUGGCUAUUAACCUAAGCAAACAGACAGAUGUCAUCAAUGCUUCCUGGUGGGUCAUGAGCAACAAGACCCGGGAUGAACUGGAAAGAAGUUUUGAUUGCUGUGGGCUGUUCAACCUCACAACCCUGGACCAACAAGAUUUUGCUUUCUGCACUGCAAUCUGCAAGAGCCGGAGCCCCACGUGCCAGAUGUGUGGAGAAAAGUUUCUUAAGCAUUCCGACGAAGCCCUGAAAAUCCUGGGGGGCGUUGGGCUCUUCUUUAGCUUUACAGAGAUCCUUGGUAUGUGGCUAGCAAUGAGAUUUCGGAAUCAGAAGGAUCCUCGAGCCAACCCCAGUGCCUUUCUAUGAGACUUUGGAUCCUUCUGACUUCUCUCCUGCUGUCUGCUUUCCCUAAGCUUUUUCUUCCUCCCUUAGGGAAAACCUGGGGUCUACAGCCCUUUUUGUUUGAGAAAAAGGAAAGGCCCUUUGCCAUGCUCCCUAAAGAUAACUGAAUAGCUAGGCUUUAUGCCUUGGCAUCUUUUGUUGGGAGUAAGAUUAUAAGGAAUAAAGAAAAACCUUCCUUCCUCUCUCCCUGAGUGAAUAUGGGAAGCUCCUGGCAGUGCAUGAAAUGGGAUGGGGAUUGGAGUCAUUCUUGGCUGUUUCCCCUCUUCUCCCUUCCACAUACUAGACCAUCUCAACACAUCUUUGCUCCAAGAGUAAAUCAGGGACAGAUCCAGAGAGAAAACCAAGCACUCUUGUAAUAAGCAGGACUCGGUUUGGGGAAGUUCAGUGAAUAUAAAAAUAAAAACCAUUUAAACUCCAUAAUCAAAGAAGCAACGUAAGUGCCUUUUCUUCUCUUUAGUUAGUUGAGGGGCUCCACUGACUAUGUAGGCCCUGUGACCUAAGGAGAAUGUGCGGGGAAGUUCCAUCUUCCAAAUGGUUUUUUCAAAUCCCCAAACGGCAAAGCCAACCAGAGAAAGAAACAUUAAAAAAAAAAAAAAAAAAAAAGACCAG
Molecule: messenger RNA, 1417 nt
Organism: Lagenorhynchus albirostris (white-beaked dolphin)
Lineage: Eukaryota; Metazoa; Chordata; Mammalia; Artiodactyla; Delphinidae
Gene: TSPAN31
Product: tetraspanin 31
Exons: 6
Coding region: 140-772 (210 amino acids)
Cellular component (GO): membrane
Source: RefSeq, a predicted model, not a curated record